Biomphalaria glabrata is the source of this 5326-nucleotide messenger RNA. Its product is annotated as A disintegrin and metalloproteinase with thrombospondin motifs like. Gene Ontology annotation, biological process: proteolysis. Gene Ontology annotation, molecular function: metalloendopeptidase activity. The transcript has 16 exons. The record is from RefSeq and is a predicted model, not a curated record. NCBI's taxonomy places the organism in Eukaryota, Metazoa, Mollusca, Gastropoda, Planorbidae. Bases 101 to 2149 code for a protein of 682 amino acids.
GCGCCAGAAAAUAUGCAAGUUCAAAAGGCCACACGAAACAGGUUUCCGAGUAAAUUUCCGAACUUCCUUCGUAGUGAAAGAAAAGAGAAACAGUAGAGACAUGUCUCUCGGUUGGCUUCGUGAUUCUUACAAGAUUAUUUGUAUUUUUUUAACAGUGUUGGAUGUUGUUUUAUCUGUUUCGGUCCGUCUGAAUAUCAGUGCCAGUGACCUUACCGACCAAGGAUUACCCAGUGGUAUUAACGUGACCAUCAACGCUGGUAUCAACUCAUCAACUGAGUUACAACUGAGCCGUGUGGACCAUAUCAACAGUAACGUGCCUGUGUACACAUUGGAUACCGGCGAUGAUGGCGUACAGAUUGAGAGACAAAACCUUUCCCAUAAUCAGGACUUCGCAUUCUACCACGAUGUUCAACUGGACGCCAUUUUUCAAUUCAUCAGACAAAACUCGACGGAACGACAGAAAGAUGAAUUCAUCAUUAAGAGAGGUGAAUUUCAACGAGGCGAUGCCAGGUAUUCAAUUCAACCAAGGGCAAGGUCCAAAAGGGACGCAAGCAGUACAGACGACCAAUCAGAACAAAGCUACGAUCUCCAGCCAGUCGUCAUCAAGCCCGCCAAACACGCAGACCACGUUGAGCCACCACCUGAACUGAGGUCGCCCUUGGAUGCAGAAUUCCUAAAAAAAUUUCAAGGCGGCGCUCAAGGAAAUAGACGCAGACGUCAAUCGUUGUCAACCUAUUACAUCGACAUAACAGCUUUCCUGGACUACACGGCCUACAGUAGAUUUCUUGCUGAGGCAUCUUACGACGCUGACGUCGCAAUGCAGAAAAUACAAGAAUACUUCUCAUUUAUAUUUGCUGGGGUAGACCUCAUAUAUCAAAACUUUGAAUCGAACAGCUUUAAACUACGGGUUAGUUUGACUAAAAUUGUAGUCUUUAAGAAUGACAGAACUCUACCGCUGGUUUACACUCGUAGUUGUUCUUUUUACACCUGGGGAUGUACCUACACAAGAUACGUGGACACGGAACGAGUACUAACUAACUUUUCCCAGCUCCUGAAUACCUCUGAGGGGAGAACCCUGGCCUUUCCGUAUGAUCACUCUAUGCUCUUCAUUGGGUCUGACAUGUGGGCCGGAAGCGUGGAUAUCUUGGGUUUAGCGUGGAUAAAAACGAUUUGCUCGACUAAUGGCCAAAGUGUUUCUGCCAUCGAAGAAAUGGGUGAUUACUCUUCAAUUAUAACUGCAGCUCACGAGUUGGGACACAGUCUGUCAGCACAGCACGACGGUUACGGAAACAUUUGCUCCUACCAAGACCGCUACCUGAUGGCGUCUUCUGACUCUUACCCCACGCAGUCAACGCGGCAACACCCCUGGAGAUUCUCAAAUUGUACAGUGGAUUACGUUGUUUCGUACCUUUCUUAUCUAGCUGAUACUCAAACUGGAGCCACGUGUUUGUCUAAUACACUUCCGGUUUUGAACGAAUUUCCAGACGUCAGUCAGCGACUCUUGGGCCAAGAAAUACCUAUAGAAAAACAAUGCGAAUUGACUUUCGGCCAAUAUUCGUAUGUCUGCCCGAAUACCACCCAGAGUGAAAUUUGCAGCGAAUUGUACUGUUACUCACUCAACUAUGGAUGCCGGCUUUUCCAAGCUGCUCUCUCCGGUACGAGCUGCGGCUGUGGUAAGAUCUGCAAGCAGGGACAAUGUGUUGAAACAUUAACAUCUACUGAUAAAUAUUGUAACUAUAUUGAUAUCUGGAAGAACUGUACUUCUGCUGAUUGCUCCAACACUGUACAGAAGGUAUACUGCGCCAGAGCGUGCCGUCAAAUUUUUACAUCCACUACUUCUACCACAGAGUGUGCGGACGACCCUUACUUUACAUACAAUAGUUUACGCUGUCCUAGUGCCAUGCUGAACCCCACGAACCUGUGCUACGAGCCUGAAGUCCAAACAGGCUGCUGCAGAUCUUGUUUCAUGAGGUUGAGAAACGUGAAAGGCUGUGAGUACGGCGACAGGGACAGGGGGAAGUGCAGCAACAUCAACACGUGUCAAGGCAACAAGUACGACUGCUGUCACACGUGCAGCGGGGUCAAGGUCGUGACACACGCGCUCGCAGCCAUAGUACUAAACCUGGUGAUGGCAUUGCUACUGACCUGAUGCUCGACAUCUGUAUGAAGGAGCAGGCUUUUCCAAUGCAGUGCCUUUCAAACCUGUGUAUUGUUUCAGUCAACAAACAGCGUUGCACUGUAGUUGCACAUGGUUAUCACGUGUUGUAUUGAAUGUUGAUUACUGUUUGUUAUGGAAUGUGUGUGCGUGUUUUUGACGUAACCACGAGUAAAGAAGGACAGAUAGUUUGGUUGUGUGAGUUGAAUAGAUUUUCAUGAAAUCAUAAGAUUGUUUGUGGUAGUACAAUGACAACUGGUGUUCAAGCUGAAGAGAGGGGGAACAAGCGAGGGACGUGUGACAGAAAGACGUGUGACAUAGAGACAUGUGACAGACAUGUGACAAAGAGACAUAUGACAGAGAGACGUAUGACAGAAAGACGUGUGACAGAAAGACGUGUGACAAAGAGACAUAUGACAGAGAGACGUAUGACAGAAAGACGUGUGACAGAAGGACAUGUGACAGAGAGGCGUGUGACAGAAAGACGUGUGACAGACAGACGUGUGAUAGACAGACGUGUGACAGAGAGACAUGUGACAGAAAGGUGUGUGACAGAAAGACAUGUGACAGACAGACGUGUGACAGACAGACAUGUGACAGAGAGACAUGUGACAGAAAGACAUGUGACAGAAAGACAUGUGACAGAAAGACAUGUGACAGAAAAACAUGUGACAGAAAGACAUGUGACAGAAAGACAUGUGACAAAAGACACGUGACAGACAGACGUGUGACAGUAAGACGUGUGACAGAAAGGUGUGUGUUUCUAGUUAGGGAUAUUUUAUUUAAAAUUGUUUAAGAUCUCUUUUAACUUGUCUUUCUACAUUGAAAUUCAAUGCUGUGUGUAUAUUUAAUAAUAAAAUUUAUGAUCAGUUUUGUUUUUUUAAGUUUGUGAAGUUUUUUCAAGUUGUACAUUACAAUACGCCUACACCAGUUUAGUAUGUGUUUUUGUAGCUUCAACCCAAGGCAGUAGUGUAACUAGAAAUUCGCCUUCAUUGAUUUCCUGAGGGGGCUUUUUGUCUUUGGGGGCCCCUGCAUUUUGCGUAAUACUUAAUAUUUAAUGUAAAAAAAACACUCAUUUGGCGGCCCCCUCAAGUAGGGGCCCUGGUAGAUUUUCAAAUUCUUCCCCUCCCUCCCCCCAACCUAGCUACGCCUCUGACCCAAAGACCGAGAAUCAAAACACUUACAUUGAGACAUUAUCUGUUAACAUACUAUGCUGUGCUCCGUACACUCGAGUCAUGUUUUGUUUUGUUUUUUAAACCAGAAAUGACAAGUAUCUUUUUUUUAUAUUCCACAAACUUAUCAAUACUAUCAUAAGAUAACUAAAUACGUUGUUAUUAAUAGUCUCUUUUCUGAAGUAAAACUGUAUAUGGAAAUCCUGACUAACAUUGUCGCGAGAAUGUCGAAGUCUUGUCCAUGGACGUCACGUUUUGUUAUAUGUAAGACAAAUUCACUACGUACUUUAUACUGUAGAUAUUAUUAUUAUGAAGCUUUUUUAAAAUUAUAAUAAAAUUAUUAUUUAUAUUUUAAAUAGCAAAGUCUGUAUAUUGGAAUUUAAACACACAGAGACACACACAUUGACACACCUUCACCCAUUUUCAGAACCUCUGGCACCCCUUGAGAGGACCUCACACUCCCCUUUAGACCUCGCGAAUGAUCCACAGUUUGAGAAACGCUGUAUCAUGUGGUAACAGACAUGUUGGGUAGGCUUACGUGUGUUACUGAUAUACCUUCAAAGUAGGGUAAAGUUUUGGUUAAUUAUUUGACACACAUUGGAAGAAACACAUUGUUCUAUUCCUAUUCUAAGAUCUUGUUCUGAUGAUGCUUUCAACACUGUAGUUGAAUAUGUGAGCUUUAUGAUUAAUUUUUUACCUUUUUUUCUGAGUGUAUGUAUUCAUCAAAGUAAGAAUAAUAACAGUAGUUCAGGCAGUUCUGACCACCCCAAAAAAACACGUAAAACUGUCAUAAUGAGCGUAAACUAUAAUGUCUACCAUAAGACUUCUAAUAAUUAGACUAUAAGUUAUUGUAAAUUUCUAUGUAUCAAUGUAUUUCUAUGUUUUUCUGUGGUUUGUUUUAAUUUUGUUUGUAUGUUUUACUUGAAUCCCCGGAAUAAUCUAAUACCGUUAAUAAAAUUUUUGAGAUGGUCAAGCAUGAAAAUUAGAUGUACCAUAACCUUGUGGAGAGAUUUCCUUACCAGACUCUGGUGUUAGGAAGCUAUUUUCCUUUAAAAUAAUAACAUAAUAUUAACAAUAAUUACAUUUUUGUAACGUUUUAGCUAUUAAAUUCAAUGUACUGUAAGAUAGAUGUGCGAUUUUAAACAAUUGUAUAAAACGUUAAAAUGUUUUUCAUAAAAUGCGGAACAACCGAUUUUCGAUAAUGAAUCUUUGCGACAUUUUGGCAUGAAAAUUAAUUGAUAUAUAUAUUAGAAGAGGGAUUUCAAAAAGUCAUUUAAAUUUUGGCGACGAUUGGCACAAAAAAAUAAAGUAAUAUAUACUUUAAGUCAAUUUCUUUUUCUAACAAAAUCCGAAAAAAUUUUUUACCGAUAAAAAGUCUUUUGUGAUGUUUCAGCAAGAAAAUUAAAUGCAAAAUAAAUCUAAAAAGUGCUUUCAACAUUUACGUUCUCAUUUUUAAAUCCUGAACAACCUAUUGUCGAUAGUUUUGUAAAAAAUAAGUCAUAUAAACCAAAUGAAUAAAAUAAAUAUAAAAUAUUAUUUUUUUUAGGCUGAAAAUCUGGAACACUUUGUUAUCGAUAAUUAAACUAUAGUGACGUAUUGUCCGAUAAUAUUAAGUGUAAUAUAAGUGUAAUUCGGUGAUUUCAAACAAUUAUUUAUAACACAAUUAUUUAUAACAAUAACAAUUUAUUUUAUAAAAUAAUAUCCGGAACAACUUUAUAGUUAGUGAAAUAUAAGUCAGUAUAGAGAUUUUCAUUUUGCGUUUAUAUGCUAUUUAUUUAGAAAUUCCGGAACAGCUUUUGAAACGUUUAAGCCAGUAAUUUAAAUGUAAUACAAAUGUAAUACAAAUGUAAUAAAAAUGUAAUAAAAGUUAGAAGAGCAGUAACAAACAUUCUUUGGUAUUAAUUUUUUUUUUCACAAAAACAUCCUGAACAAUCUAUUAUAGAUAAUUAAAACUAUAGGAUGUUUGGAAGGAAAAUUAAAGGUUAAAUCAGAUUUUCAA